Molecule: messenger RNA, 2062 nt
Organism: Penaeus indicus
Lineage: Eukaryota; Metazoa; Arthropoda; Malacostraca; Decapoda; Penaeidae
Exons: 4
Coding region: 189-1553 (454 amino acids)
Source: RefSeq, a predicted model, not a curated record
UGAAGGAAGACGUUCGGAACUCGCUGUUUAUAAAUGAAUAUAAGACUCAUUUUGCCGAAUGUUACGUUUUGCUGUAGAACUAUAAGGCUUCUCAUUGUUCAGGUUCGUUGGCCAAUUAGUGGGUAUAAGACUCGCGAAACGAGGAACCAGUAGGAGGGUUCGGAAACCAUAAUUUUCACGAAUCCAAGAUGGCGACGAAGAUUAAGUGGCUGUGGAAGAAGACUGCGAUUGAGUCCUUUUACGAACCUUUCGGCACCUGUUACGAGCUCACCUUAGUCACGCGGAAGCCCUUGCUGGAGGAGCAGUUCCGUUGCGCUCUCUCUCAUUUCUAUAGGAAAGUGCCCAACGUGAGGGCAUGUUUCGCUGAGCGAGACGGAGAGAUGUGGCUCCGGGAGAUGCCUCAGGAGAAAGUCGACUUCGAAUUACUUCCAGAAGACAGAUCGGACGAAGACAUACACUCCAGACUACAAAAUUACGACUUCAAUAAGCAGACAGGGCCUCUGUGGUGCGUGAAGCUCAGACCAGAACCAGACUCGUCCCCAGAUGGCGUGUUCAGGGAAGGUGUUCAGGGAUAUCCUCACAUGUAUUCGAUGUACCUGGGCAUUAAUCACGCAAUCACUGACGGCACUUCGAACUCCACCAUGUGCGGCUUCAUCGUCCAGCUCCUCGACGAUGUUUUGGCUGGGAAAGAAAUCAAUGACGAGGAACAGCUCGGGACUUACAUACCGGAUGAAAAGACGCAAAGGGCUCUGCGCGAACAAGAGGCUCUCGUGAACGGCGAUCCCGAACUACAGAGUAAAUUGACAAGAGAAUAUCAGGGUCUCCUAGAACGGCACUCACUUGUCAAGACGCUCUUUAAGGGAGUGGGAGAGGAAAAGGCAAGGACAUUAUACGUGACGCGGGAUUUAGAUGAGAAGGAUAGUGCUGCCCUUUUCAAGCGGUGUCGUGCGGAGGGCAUCACAGUCAAUUCUGCUUUUACAGCCAUUGGUAACUUCGCGAUGGUGGAUCUCCUGGCGAAAGGCGGCCUCGAGCAGGACACGUACAGCAUUCGCUGUGAUCACGUUGUCAACGGCCGCCGCUACUGGAAAUCCGAUCCUUCUACGUACCUUGGCUGCCAUAUCUUGCCGCUGUUGCCUACGGUCUUCGAAACGCCGCGAAACUUCAACGCAGACUUUUGGAAUUACGCAAAGUCCAUAAACGAGGAAACCCAGAGGAAACUCAAAAGUGCGACAGUACUCCAGAUGGAGAGAAUAAAAACCCUUGUUCCGAAGCCUCCCGAUUUCGACCCCACUUUCGAGUUCGAGUACUGCAUCACCAACAUGGGAGACUUGACGAAAAACGUGACAGAGGGCGGCGACCACGUGCAAGUAGUGAAUGUUAACAGGACUGCAUCACUGGACAAAGUCCCUUUUAUAUGGGCGAAUUUUUUGCACAGCUUCCGUGGGCGUUUCAUCAACACUCUCGCGUACAAUACUUUGUAUGUUGAUACAGAGAUAGUUGAAUUCUUUUUCGAGAAGUCAUUCCACUAUCUCCAUGCAUCAUUAAAACUGUAAAGUUAACUUGAUUCACCAAACAAAUUUAAUGAGAAAGAUCACUGGAUUUUAAUAAUAACUUUUCAUUCAAAAGACAGAGAAAUAUUUCGUUGUUCCUUGUUUGAAAGAAAAAAAAAACUCGCUUCGCAAUAACAUUAUGUUAACCCUCAGGCUUUGCAUUUGAUUUUGUAUACUAAUAAUUAAGAUAUGAAAACAAUUAAUUAUUAUUUGUAUGGGACAACUCAUAUGUACUUUUCUUCUUUUUUCUUUUUACUUUCUCCUUUCAAAUGGUUUGUCGCGUGAAUAUGGGAUCAUAAUGAAAUUGUGAUAAAUAUAGGUAGUGUGAAGAAAACAUAAGUGAAAGUAUUGUGGAGUAAAGACUUCUACUACUGCAUGUGUAGUUUCAGAUGUUUAGUGUAAGCCAAUUUGUAUUUGGAAUUUUGAUGUCUAUUUAUUUUUUUUUAAAGCAUGUAUGCUAGUAGUUUUAUGGGCUACAUUUAUACCACUUUAUCUAAUAAAAAACAGUUUUA